Molecule: messenger RNA, 1488 nt
Organism: Blumeria graminis f. sp. triticale
Lineage: Eukaryota; Fungi; Ascomycota; Leotiomycetes; Helotiales; Erysiphaceae
Source: the annotation of a GenBank genome assembly
AUGAUUUCCCCUAACGAAGAGGAUACAAAAAAACGCAGCUUUUCCAAACGCGAAGCUGAUGUCGUAGUUGUUGGAGCUGGGAUUUUUGGAUGUGCUGUAGCUUUCGCGUUGGCCAAGCAGGGCCGUAGCGUGUUUCUCCUCGAGAAAUCUCUCAAGCAACCGGAUCGGAUUGUUGGUGAAUUGUUGCAGCCGGGAGGGAUCUCAGCACUAGAGAAACUCGGCCUCUCGCAUUGUCUCGAGGACAUCGAUGCUAUACCAGUAUAUGGCUACGAAGUGAUCUAUUACGGAACAGGAGUGCGCAUACCUUACCCCGAUAAGAAGAUUGAAGGAAAGGGAUCUUACGAAUACUCUAAUGCCAAAGGCGGAAAACCAGAGGGAAGAGCUUUUCAUCAUGGCCGUUUCAUUUCUCAGCUACGAAAAGCCUGCGCACAACAGCCAAACAUCACGAUCGUUGAGACGGAAGUCAUGGAGACUGUCGAAAGUACGGACGGAUCUCAAGUAAUCGGGGUACAAACAAGGACAAUGAACCAGGAAACAGGUGUCAAAGAAAAAGACAAUUUUUACGCCCAGCUAACUAUUAUUGCUGACGGUUACGCAUCCAGAUUCCGUAAGCAAUAUAUUAAUCAUACACCUAUCGUGAAAAGUAAAUUCUACGCACUUGAGCUUAUCGACUGCCCACUCCCUGCACCGUGUCAUGGUACCGUUAUCCUUGGAGACGCUUCACCGGUUUUACUUUACCAAAUCGGCACUCACGAGACACGCGCGCUUGUCGAUGUGCCCGAGAAUACACCAUCUGCUGCUGUUUCUGCAGGUGGCAUACGUGGUCACCUCCGCAACGUCAUACUCCCAUCCUUACCGCAGCAAGUUCAGCCAUAUUUUGAGAAGGCCCUUGAAGAUGGCAAAAUACCCCGUAGCAUGCCCAAUAGUUGGCUUCCUCCUUCCACACAGCAGGAAAAAGGCAUAGUUAUACUCGGCGACGCCAUGAAUAUGCGACACCCCUUAACUGGUGGUGGUAUGACUGUAGCCUUUAAUGACGUUGUACUACUUUCCGACCUGCUCUCACCUGAAUGCAUUCCAAACCUAUCAGACACACACGCCAUUCAAAAGGCGAUGAAAGAUUUCCAUUGGAAACGCAAGGGUUUGUCCAGCAUCAUUAACAUUCUUGCCAUGGCUCUUUACUCUCUCUUUGCGGCCAACGAUCGACAACUUCGUGCUCUGCAGAAGGGAUGCUUUUCCUACUUCCUCAAAGGAGGCAACUGUGUCGAUGGCCCCGUUGGCCUCCUCGCUGGAAUCAUUAGACAACCAUUUGUACUCUUCUAUCACUUCUUUGCCGUCGCAUUCUUGAGCAUCUGGCUAAUCAUUCGUGAAACGACGGUUAACUUUGGGAAAAUCUGGAAGCUUCCCUUGGCACUUGAAGAGAGCGUGUUGAUUUUCUGGAAAGCUUGUGUAGUCAUAAUCCCCUUUAUCAUCAGCGAAAUCCGCAAUUAA